GGGGCUGCUUUGCCGACGUGGCGGCCGCGACAGGCCGCCCCGCGCGGAAGGCGCUGAUGAAGGCGGCCGCCCGGCGCCAUUGCCAUGAAGAGUUCCUGGGGGAGCGGCAGAGGCUUCCCGAGAGAAUGGCCGGGAGGAGCCAGCCCCCAGCCGGAGCCCUGCCCGCCGCGGGCAGCAGCCGAGCCUACCCGUUUGGAAACGGUCUCCAGGCGGACAGCGAGGCGCAGGAGGAGGACGGGGAGGUGUCCGAGCUGCGCCCAAGAGGGAGGGAGAAGGUCCGACGAAGUACCUCGCGAGACCGGCUGGAUGAUAUUGUGCUGCUAACGAAGGACAUCCAGGAAGGCGAGACUUUAAACGCGAUAGCGCUGCAGUAUUGUUGCUCGGUUGCAGACAUCAAGAGGGUUAAUAAUCUUAUCACUGACCAGGAUUUUUUUGCACUGAGAUCUAUCAAAAUUCCAGUGAAGAAGUUCAGUGUAUUGACUGAAACGCAUUGCUCUCCAAAAAGCAAGCAAGUUUCAAGGCCUUUAUCAUCUACUCAGUUUUCCCCAGAAUUCCAAGGAACAUCACCAGCUUCUGAUUCAUUUUCCUGUAAUGAGACUGUAGGCAGCUUCUUGAAAGAAGUGGAUCGCGAUAUAGAACAAAUAGUAAAGUGCAAUGAUACAAAAAGAGAGAAUCUUAAUGAAGUUGUUUCUGCCUUAUCCGCACAGCAGAUAUGCUUUGAACCUGAUGCUAAAACCAAAAAGCGGAAAGAUCCCUAUUACGGAGCAGACUGGGGCAUAGGAUGGUGGACAGCAGUGGUGAUAAUGUUGGUGAUUGGCAUAAUAACUCCAGUUUUUUAUCUCUUAUAUUAUGAGGUUUUAGUGAAAGUUGACGUUAGUCACCAUUCUACAAUGGAAUCUGCCCACUCACUAGUCACAGCACCAUCACAACAAAAACAAAUUGAAAAUGGAAUAAAUCCAGCAAACAUCAUGAACGUUGAGAGUGAGGAGGAACUUCAGCAUUACAAUGGAAAGUCCCAGGAGACUGUUGUUCAUAGACAUCUAACAUAACUUUCACAUGAAGAGGAAAAACAGUAUAGAAUGCGAAAUGCAUCUGGAAUGCAAAGAAUAGAUAUUACUGAUGUAUACAUUCCUUCUUUUUGGGCAGUAUUAAAGUACAAGGAUGCUUUGCUUCCUUUAUUUAAAUAGUUGUGGGAACCUGCCAUAUUUACAUAGGAGAUAAUCCUUCUGUGGGUCAUUUAAACUGUCAAGCAUGUUGACAGAUGACAUUACGAGAUUGUCAUGGUAUAAAUGUGUAUGUAAACAGGUAUUUUUGAAAGGCUUUGCACUUUUUUCUAUUUAAAUAUAACCUGUUUUUUUUUUUUAAUUAAUGAUUGCUGUUAAGGUGCAGUUCUGACAAACAUGAGAUAAAUGAGUACAGUUGAUUAUAAUUUGCUAUGUGAAAGCAUCUGCUUCAGCAUGUUUAAUUUUAAAAAUAAAUAUUGUUUCAUGCUUUA
This is a messenger RNA of Trachemys scripta elegans, 1495 nucleotides long. It is a transcript of the gene LYSMD3, whose product is annotated as LysM domain containing 3. The transcript is spliced from 3 exons. Lineage: Eukaryota; Metazoa; Chordata; Testudines; Emydidae. The record is from RefSeq and is a predicted model, not a curated record. Gene Ontology annotation, biological process: Golgi organization. The coding region runs from base 57 to 1049 and encodes 330 amino acids. Gene Ontology annotation, cellular component: Golgi apparatus.